UGCCGGAUCAGUCUGCUGCAAAACUCUCAGUGCUUCAAAUCGCUCUACAAAAUGAACGCGUACUUCGUGUUGGCCCUGGUGCCGAUGGCUUUGUGUGUUGCAAAUAGUAAUAGCUGGCAGCGCACUGGAGUAUCUGAAUGCGAGUCGGAAGACUCCGACUGGUUCCAUUGCUGGGAGAGCAACGUGAUGGAGGGCACCUGCACGGGAGAGCCGAAUAGCGCCUGGAUACGCAACACUGAGGUGUGCAACGGACUGGUGGACUGUCCGAAUGGCGAGGACGAGUCGAUUGUGCAUUGCAAGCGGGAGCCAAGCGAAUUGCAAGCCUGGUAUUUCUACUGUGCCACGGGGGCAGUGCUUGAACUGUCGAAGAAGUGUGACGGAAAAGUCGACUGCUCCGACGGAUCGGAUGAGAUGCCAACGAUGUGCCAGCCCGCGAUGAAGAAACCCCGUUGGAGAACCUGUAACAAAGAUGGCUUAUUUUUGUGCCGUCCAGGAAAAUGUGCACCUGCAAAGAGCGAUUGCGAUGGUAAAUACGACUGUCGCAAUGGGUUCGACGAAUCCAUCGAAGUCUGCUAUCAGCAGUGGCACAACGAGACGCAGUUCCAGUGCGGCAAUGGCCGCAUAAUAGCCACUGAACUUACCUGCAAUGGUGUUCACGAUUGCAUCGAUGGCUCGGAUGAGCUGUCAAACGUUUGUGGUACGGACACAGCCCCGAACAAAUGUGUGGAGCCACCAGCGCCGCUCUCCUUCACACUGGACACCAAAUAUCAUCGUGGCGUCAGAGGAACUAAAUAUGUUUUGCCCAACGAAGUGGUGAAGGUGCAGUGUAUACCCUCGCAUCGCUUCGCUGACAGCCUACGGACCGAGUGGAAUGUCUGCGAAGCGAAUGGUCAAUGGGCAUUCCGUUGGCCAAUUUGUAUACGAUCGAAAUAUUGGGAAAAUUAAAGCAACGAAUAUUUAAAGCAAAA
Molecule: messenger RNA, 968 nt
Organism: Drosophila obscura
Lineage: Eukaryota; Metazoa; Arthropoda; Insecta; Diptera; Drosophilidae
Product: very low-density lipoprotein receptor-like
Exons: 2
Coding region: 52-945 (297 amino acids)
Cellular component (GO): plasma membrane
Molecular function (GO): protein binding
Source: RefSeq, a predicted model, not a curated record